UGACGUCACCGAGGGGGCGUGUCUUAAAGGGGGCGUGGCCUCCGCACCCGGAAGCGGCUCCGGGCGGGUCCCGGAUCUUUGGGAAAAGAAGGAAUCCCGGGAUGAGGCGAUUCCCACCCGGAUAAAGACGGAUUCUCCCCAUGGAAGCUCCGGAGAUUCCCGAGUUUUUCCUGCUGGGAUUGGAAUUUCUGGAUUGAUUCCAGCUCGGAAUUCCCAUCGAAUUCCCAAAAUUCCCAUGAAUUCCGAGCUCGUUCUCCCGGGCAAGCCGGAGACGCGGAGCAUGAUGGAAUCCCGGAUCCGGAGGCUGGCGACGACGCUGAUGGACGCGAGCACGGAUAAAGAUCCUGAGGUUCAGGAGCAGAUCCGGAAUUCCCUCUGUGCCCUGGGAGACGCCGAUCCCGAGGAAAUGCUGGAAUGCUGCGGCGAGUACCUGAGGCAGCACGAAAAGCUGCCGUUCCCGUUCCGGGCUCUGAUCCUGUUUUCCAUGGGUUCCGUUAUCCGGAGUCACCUCCGGGAUCUCGGGAAGGGCUCGGCCGCCGCCGCCGCCGCUUUGGCCGCUCGCGAGAUGACGCGAGCCAAGGAGGAAAUCUGGGAAUGGCAGGAAGCCGCCAGCCAGGUCCUGGUGGAGCUCGGGAAGAAAUUCCUGAAUAAAGUCAUGGAAGAGGUGCUGGGAAAAUUCCAGCCGGGAAUUCUGCCCCAUCCCGCCGUGCUCCGAACCUUCGGAAACCUCGCCGCAGCCAACGUUUUCGGGAUGGUUCCGUUCCUGAAUUCCAUCCUGGGAACGCUGCUGCCCAUGCUGGGAAUGGCCCGGGCGGAUUCCAUGAAAUCCACGCUCUGCUUCGCUCUGCAGCGUUUCAGCGAGAGCAUCCUGGAAUAUUUGGCGGCUCGGGAUCAGGCUCCGGACCCCACGAUCCGCAGGGACGCCUUUGCCCAGGAAUUCGGAGCCGCCUUCGAGCUCCUCUUCCAGACCUGGCUCCCCCAGAGAGAGGCCAAGGUGCGUUUGGCCGUGGUGGAAGCCCUGGGCCCCAUGAGCUCCUUAAUUCCCGAGGAAAAGCUGGAAGAGCAACUCCCAAAAAUCCUGCCGGGAAUUCUCGGCCUCUACAAGAAACACCCGGAGCCUUUUCCCAUCUCCAAGAGCCUCUGCCAGAUUCUGGAAUCUUCCGUGGGAAUCGGGAGCCGGAGCUUGGAAGCGCAGCUGGAAUCGCUCCUGGGAACGCUGCUGGCCCAGAUUUGUGCUCCAGCUGAUCCCAACAUUCCCACAAACGCCAAGAACCACACGGAGCUCCUGCGCUGCUUCUCCGUCCUGGCUUUUCCUUUCCCGGAUCGGCUCCUGCUUUUCCUGCUCCCGAAACUGGAGAGCGGCUCCGAGCGGCUCCGCGUGGGAUCCCUGCUGGUGCUGCGCCACCUCCUCAACAGCGCCCCUUCCCAGAUGGAAAUCAAGAAACUCACCAUCCUCUCCUCCAUGAAACUCCCGCUGCAGGACGGAAGCAACAAGGUGAAGCGUGCUCUGGUGCAGCUGAUCAGUGCCAUGGCUCACCACGGAUUCCUGGAGCAGCCGGGAGGGGAAUCUCUCCUGGAAUUCCUGAUCCGCCAGUGCGCCCUGCCCAUGGAUGAGCCCUCCGGAAUUCCAGAGGAAAAUUCCGAGGAUCCCACGAGCGGCAGCGUCCGGAGCGUCAGCGUCAGCACCCUCCUCCUCCUCAGCACCACCGUGCCCAGGAUGAGCCACGUUCUGUGGCCGUUCCUGUUGGAAUUUCUGCUCCCGGCUCCUUUCAGCCCAGCCCUGACCCCGCUGUGCCGCAGCCUCGCUUUCCUGGCCGCCAAAAUCCGGGAAGAGCCUCCGGAAAAAACCCCGGAGCGCCGCGGGAAUCUUCCGUCUCCUCAAGCGCUGCUCGUCAGGCUCCUGGCCGUUUCCUCCCGUCCUUUCCUGGAUCCCGGGCGGGGCGAGGCCGCCCUGCGCCUGCUCCGCCUCCUCCCCACGGAAUUUUCCCACCCGGAGCUGGAAAAAAUUUGGGAUGAGGAAAUCCCGAUUCUCCUGGAGCAGCUGAGAGAGCACUCGGAGAAUUCCCUGGAUCAGCAGGACUGGGAGGAGAAGCUGCUCCAGUUUUUCCGCCAUUCCCUGAGCUCCAUCCCGGAUAAAUCCUGGAUUUUCCCGUUGCCUCCGGAGAUUUUCCGGCAGCUCCGCGAUUCCGAAGCCUCCAGGUCGGAAAAGAUUUUCCUGUACAAAUCCCUGGGAACGGCGCUGGGAUCGUGUCCCGGGAAGGAUUUGGUUCGGAAGCAGCUCCAGGAAAUCCUGGAAAACGCUCGGUACCAGGAGGAGGAGGAGAGGGAGGGUUUGGCUUUUUGCUUCGGAAUUUGCGCCCGGAAUCACCUGGAGGAAACUUUGGAAAAAUUGGAGGAAUUCGUUCGAUCCGACGUUUUCAAGAAAUCCCUGGGAUUGUUCAGCAUCUUCAAGGAAAGGAGCGAGGGGGAGCUGGAAAAGCUCCGGAGCGGCCUCGUGCUCUGCUACGGCCGCGUGGCCGAGGCGGCGCCUCCGGAAUUGCUCAAUUCCCGCUUGGAAUCCCAAAUCCUGAAAAAUCUCCUGGAAAACGGCCACACCAAGGUUCUGGGAAUCAAAGUAGAGACCAAGGAUCCCACGCUGAAGCUGAGCCUCGCCCGCAGCGUCUCCAUGAUCGGCCGAGCCCUGGCCACAGGAAAUCCCCGGAAUUCCGGGAAAUCCGGGAAUGAUUCCGGGAAUUCCGGGAAAUUCGGGAAUUCUGGGAAUGACUCCGGGAAUUCCGGGAAUGAGCCCCGGAAGGGCCCCGGGGGCUCCGUCAGCAUUGCCCACAAGGCUGAGCUGGUGGCGCUGCUGGUGGAAUUCCUGAAGGCGGAAGCUCCGGACGCGCUCCGGACGCGGCUCCGGCAGCGAGCGCUCGACGCCUGCUCCCACCUCCUGGCCCUGGAGCCCCCCCUGGGCGAUUCCGAGCGCUCGGAGCUGCUGGACUCGGCCUUGGGGAGCGUCCUGGGGCUGGAACGGCCCCGAGAGCCGGAUUUGCUGCGGGAAGCUCUGGGAUCCCUCUUGGAGCUGCUCCAGGAGCUCCUCCGGAGGCGCCUGAACCCCCACGGACUCCAGGAGAUCUUUGCCCAUUUAGGCCCCUGGAUCAAAUCCCCGCGGGCUCCGGAGCGGGAACGCGCCGUCGCCCUCAGCAAUUCCCUCCUGGAAUUCUUCCUGGAAAAUCUCCGCGUCAACGCUGUGAUCCCGUUUUACAACCUGAGCCGGUUGUUGGCGCUGUUGGCUCCGCGUUGUUCCGACGGAAUUCCCAAAAUCCGCUCGGAUUCCUUGGAUUGCGUCCGCGCCCUGCUCCGCAUCCAGCUCUGCUACGAAGGUUUUUCCCGGGAUCACCGGGACGAGCUCCUGGAGGGGCUCCAAGAGCUGAAGGAGGGGCUGGAAAAUCCCGAUUUUUCCAUCCUUUUCCACACCUGCACCCGCCUGGCCUCGGUCCUGGGCCGGCGCCUCCCCCCGGAGCAGCUCCCGGAGCUUCUCCGCUGCCUUUUCCAGGCUUGGGAAGAUCCCGACGGGAAUUGUUCCCGCGCCGCCUCCGUCCUCUGCAACGCCCUGCUCCGGGAGAGGGGAGCCCUCCUCAGGGAACAGGUUCCGGAUCUGCUCUCCUGGAUCCAUUCCCGGCUGGAAUUGCUGGAGGAGGAGCAGCUCCGGAGGGCGGCUCAGCAAUCCCUGCUCAUCCUGGCGCUCCAACAUUCCCGGGAAAUCGUCUCCGCCCUCCUGGGAAGCUCCCUGCCCUUCGACAGCUCCACCUGCUCCAUGUGGAGGGCGCUGGGGACGGAGCCGGCGCUGAAUUCCCAAAUCCUGGAGCUGCUCCUGGAAAAGUUGGAUGCGGAAAUUCCCUACAAGGAGAAGAAAUUCCCGCUGGGAAGCGGCGCCGAGCGCGUGGCCACGGCCCCGGGGCUGGCCGUGACGCGAGGCCUGGACGAGCUCCUGGCGGUUCCGGAAUGUUCCGGAGCCGUCCUGGAAAAAUUCCCCAAACUUUUCCGGAGCCUCCUGGUGAGGCUGGGAUGCUCCGUGGGCGUCCGGAUCCCGAAAUUCCUGCAGGGAAAGGAAAAAGGCGGAAAAGAGGCCUGGGGCUACGCCGUGAGCACCCUUCAGGCCGCUCUGCUCCGGGCCGGCGGCUCCGAGGUCGUGCAGGACGUUGGGAAUUCCGGAGGUUGGGAAUUGAUGGGAAUUCCCGAGCGGCACCACGAGGGAAUCGCUCUCCUGGCGGGGGCCAUGGCUCGGCUCAUGGGGCCUCGUCUCCCUCCGAUUGUCCGGAGCCUCAUCCCGGUCCUGGGAAGCGUCUUCGAGUGCCAGAGGGUGACCGGCACCGCCUUCCUGGCCGAGCUGCUGUCCCACAGGGUGGUGACCGACCUGAUCCUUCUGGAGCCGAUCCUGGAAUCUCUGAAGCCUCUGGAAAAGGAUCCCUCGCUCCUCGUGCGGAUCCUGGCGCUCCGAGGCCUCGGGAACGCGGCUUCGGGAUCGCCGGAAAAGAUCCGUCUCCACGCUUCCCAGAUUUUGCUUUCCCUGGUGGCCGGCCUGGACGACCGCGACGAUCCCGAGAAUCUCCUGGCUCUGGAAUCCAUGGAAGGAAUUCCCAAAAUCCUGGAGCACCUGGAGGAGCGCGACGAGCGCUCGGAGCUGCUGCGCGUGGCCGUCCGCAUCCGGCCCUUCUUCGACAGCGAGCGGCGGGAGCUGCGGCGCUGCUCCAUCCUCCUCUUCGGGAACCUCUCCCGCUCCUCCCAUUCCCAACUUUUCCGGGAUCAGAUCCUCAACAGCCUUGUCCCGCUCCUGCUGCACCUGCAGGACCCCCAGCCCGACGUCGUCAAGGCGUCCAAGCUGGCUCUGAGGUCGUGCGCUCCGGGACUGGGAUCCGAGGAGCUCCGGGAAAUGUUCGGGAAUUUCCUGCGGGAAGAGCGGGGGCUGCACUACGGAGAGUUCAUCAACAACACCUGCAAAUUCCUGAUCCGUUCCCAGCCGUCGCUGCUGCUCCGUUUGGUCUCCACCAACCUCCUCUACUUCCGGAGCCCCUGGCGGGAGCUGCGGGCGGCGGCGGCCAUGUUCAUCGGAUUCCUGGUGCUCCACGUGGACGAGGAGCAGGGGCAGCAGCUGGACCUGGAUGAGCUCAUCUCCGCCCUGAAGCUGCUCCUGAAGGAUCCCGACCCCUCCGUGCGGAUCAAGGUGGCCGAAACCCUGGGACGCCUCGUCCGGCUCCUCUGAAUCCCGGAAUUCCCAAAAUUCCUUGGAAUUCCCGGCUUUGAGACCCUGGGACGCCUCAUCCAGCUCCUCUGAAUCCCAGAAUUCCCAAAAUUCCUUGGAAUUCCCGGCUCUGAGACCCUGGGACGCCUCGUCCGGCUCCUGUGAAUCCCAGAAUUCCCAAAAUUCCUUGGAAUUCCUGGCUCUGAGACCCUGGGACGCCUCGUCCGGCUCCUCUGAAUCCCAGAAUUCCCAAAAUUCCUUGGAAUUCCCGGCUCUGAAACCCUGGGAUGCCUCGUCCAGCUCCUGUGAAUCCUGGAAUUCCCAAAAUUCCUUGGAAUUCCCGACCCUGGGACGUCGCUGCUGUAUCCGGGAUCCAUUCCCGCCCCUCCAAUCCCGCUCUGCUGCUUCCCGAUGGAAAAUCGGGAUCCCGGAAUUCCCAGAAUUCCCAGAAAAAUUCCCAGAAUUCCCCCCUGUACAGAGACUCUUUUUAAAUAAAGCUUUGGCCUCCGGA
Poecile atricapillus (Black-capped chickadee) is the source of this 5732-nucleotide messenger RNA. It is a transcript of the gene MROH1, whose product is annotated as maestro heat like repeat family member 1. Gene Ontology annotation, molecular function: protein binding. Gene Ontology annotation, cellular component: cytoplasm. NCBI's taxonomy places the organism in Eukaryota, Metazoa, Chordata, Aves, Passeriformes, Paridae. The transcript has 44 exons. The record is from RefSeq and is a predicted model, not a curated record. Bases 236 to 5242 code for a protein of 1668 amino acids.